This is a messenger RNA of Megalobrama amblycephala (Wuchang bream), 2457 nucleotides long. Its product is annotated as polyribonucleotide nucleotidyltransferase 1, mitochondrial. Gene Ontology annotation, cellular component: mitochondrion; cytosol. Gene Ontology annotation, molecular function: 3'-5'-RNA exonuclease activity; RNA binding; polyribonucleotide nucleotidyltransferase activity. The transcript has 28 exons. The coding region runs from base 99 to 2393 and encodes 764 amino acids. The record is from RefSeq and is a predicted model, not a curated record. Lineage: Eukaryota; Metazoa; Chordata; Actinopteri; Cypriniformes; Xenocyprididae. Gene Ontology annotation, biological process: mitochondrial RNA 3'-end processing; mitochondrial mRNA catabolic process.
UCUCGCGAGAGUUCAUUACUGUCGCUGUCAUGGCGGCCCUGUGUCUGCUGCAUGCGUGUGUGUUAUGAAGAUCGCUGUGUGUUGUGUGUGUCGCUAGGAUGAGUGUGAUGAUGAGGUGUGUGAUGAAGGCUCGGCUCGGCUGGGUUCGGCUCGCUGCUGUCAGAGGCUUUCAUGAGCGGACUGUAGCUGUGAGUUUAGGGGAAAGGAGGCUGGAGAUCUCCACGGGGAAGCUGGCACGCUUCGCUGACGGUUGUGCAGUGGUCAGGUUGGGCGAGACGUCAGUGAUGGUGACAGCAGUCAGCAAGAGCAAACCAUCCUCUACUCUCUUCAUGCCUCUUGUGGUGGAUUACAGGCAGAAAGCGGCGGCUGCAGGACGAAUCCCCACAAACUACCUGAGGCGAGAGAUGGGCAGCACAGACUCCGAGAUCCUGACCAGUCGGCUGAUCGAUCGCUCCAUCAGGCCGCUGUUUCCCACCGGAUACUUCUAUGACACACAGGUGCUGUGUAACAUACUAGCCGCUGAUGGAGUCAAUGACCCUGAUGUUCUGGCCAUCAAUGGAGCAUCUGCGGCUCUGGCUCUGUCUGAUAUUCCCUGGAACGGCCCCAUCGGUGCGGUGCGCGUUGGCCUGGUGGACGGAGAAUUCAUCAUCAAUCCCACACGCUCAGAGAUGAACGGCAGCACGCUGAACCUCGUGAUCGCCGGAGCCCCGUCCAGCCAAGUGGUGAUGAUAGAGGCUGCGGCAGAGAACAUCCUACAACAGGACUUCAGUCACGCGGUGAAGAUGGGCGUCAAACACACGCAGCAGAUCAUUCAGGCCAUUCAGCAGAUGAGCCGAGAGAUGAAAGUGACCAAACGCACUCCUGCCAAACUCUUCACUGCCGCAGCGGAGAUGGUGGAUUUCACACGACAGUUGACGUCUGAUAGGAUCUACGCUGUGUUUACAGACUUCACACAUGACAAGACAUCCAGAGAUGACGCGAUUAAUAAGAUCCGUCUGGAGGCUGAGGAGCAGAUCAGAGAGAAGUUUCCGCAGGCGGAGACGUUUGAGGUGGUGGAGGCCUUCAGCAGCGUCUCCAGAGAGAUCUUCAGGAAUCUGGUUCUUCAUGAAUACAGACGGUGUGAUGGAAGAGAUCUCACAUCUCUACGCAACAUCUCCUGCGAGGUGGACGUGUUUAAACCACUCCAUGGCUCGGCUCUCUUUCAGAGGGGUCAGACACAGGUGCUGUGCACGGUGACCUUUGACUCUCUGGAGUCCAUUAUGAAGACUGACGUGAUAACCACAGCGCUCAGUGGAAUCAAAGACAAGAACUUCAUGCUGCACUAUGAAUUUCCUCCAUAUGCCACCAAUGAGAUCGGGAGGAUGGGAGGAAUGAACCGCCGAGAGCUCGGUCACGGAGCGCUGGCAGAGAAAGCUUUGAGACCCGUCAUUCCUGCAGACUUUCCCUUCACCAUCCGCGUGACAUCUGAGGUGCUGGAGUCCAACGGAUCCUCCUCGAUGGCGUCGGUGUGUGGCGGAAGUUUAGCACUCAUGGAUGCAGGUGUGCCCGUCUCCUCGGCUGUAGCCGGCGUCGCCAUCGGCCUGAUCUCUAAAGCCAGUCCUGAGAAGCCAUCAGAGAUUCAGGACUACAGACUCCUGACUGAUAUUCUGGGAAUAGAAGACUACAACGGAGACAUGGACUUCAAGAUGGCAGGGAGCAGCAAAGGCAUCACGGCUCUACAGGCUGAUAUUAAAAUCCCAGGACUUCCUCUGAAGAUCGUGAUGGAGGCCAUACAGCAGGCGACAGUGGCCAAAAGAGAGAUUCUAGGCAUCAUGAAUAAGAGCAUUUCCAAACCCCGGAGCUCCAGGAAGGAGAACGGUCCGGUCGUGGAGAACGUCAGUGUGCCUUUAUCUAGACGAGCUCGGUUUGUCGGACCAGGAGGAUUUAAUCUGCGCAGACUGCAGGCUCAGACAGGUGUGACGAUCAGUCAGGUGGACGAGGAGACGUUCUCCGUGUUUGCUCCGACACCCAGUGCCAUGAACGAAGCCCAGGAGUUCAUCCGUGACAUCUGUAAAGAUGAUCAGGAGCAGCAGCUGGAGUUUGGAUCCGUUUACACCGCCACCAUCACAGAGAUCAGGGACAUUGGCGUGAUGGUGAAGCUGUAUCCCAACAUGAGCGCCGUGCUCCUACACAACUCACAGCUGGACCACAAACGGAUUAAGCAUCCCAGCGCUCUUGGACUGGAGGUCGGCCAGCAGAUCCAGGUGAAGUAUUUCGGCCGGGACCCGACGGACGGCAGAAUGAGACUCUCUCGUAAGGUGCUUCAGUCUCCGGCGGCGGCGGUGGUGAGGAGUCUGAGCGACAGACACAGCAUCUCUAUAGGAGCGCCCGGCGAGCAGAUCCCAGACUCCUAGAGCUGACUUUUGUACACUGUAUAUUUUAUAAUAAACGGUCUUAUUGCUUACAUUAUCCUCACAA